GACCGCAUUGCAUAGUCAAGGAGAUUUAACUUGUCGCGAAAGUGUAGCGGAUGCUUAUAGUUCAUUCACAAAAACAAAAAUAGAAUGAGAAAAAUAACAAAGUAGAAUAUAGAGCAGCAACAAAGAAAACACAAAAUAAAAAAAAAAUUGUGAAAUAUUAAUAAAAAAUUAAGCAAAAAUCAAUUCGAUCGCUGCGUGAAUAUUGUGCAAAUUUCAGCAACAAUAAUAAGAUUUUCAUGUGCGUACACCAACUGCAAAUCUGAAGACGGGCCUCUAGAAUUUUUUUCGUUAUAAAAAUCCAACAGAAUGGAUGAGGACCACGACGACGACGUAAUAUGAGAUCAGAUGGGGCUGUAAAGCCCCAGCAUAAAGCUUUCGUCUCCACUGCUGCCGGCAGUCGUAGUAAAGACGCUAAAAAACACAAUUCAAAUGCUAGCAAAUGGUGUGAGGACCAACAACGUCCAUGUCAAAUAUUGUUAUCGCUUAAAAUUAUCACUGUUGCUGCCGCUCUCUUCACAACUGCCGCUUGCGCUGAUGCUUUUGUGAUCGUUGAUGCUGCCGCAAAUGUUGCCACUGUUGAGGAUCGAAUAGCCAUUGUUGCACUGUGGUCCAGCAAGAGUAUUAGCGAAGAGAACCGUAGCGAAGAGCAUCAUAAAUACAACAGCAACUACUUAAAAACGUACACAAAUAGAAACAAAAAUAAAUACAAUGCACGCAAUUGUUAUGAGCUGAUGAGAAAUCAAAACAAUCGCAAUGCUAUAAAACGCGAAAAGAAAAACAUUAUAGAAAAUUAUAAAUGUGUAGUUUGUACAAUUAACGAAAAUAUAACUUACACUACGAAAGCUUUAACACAAAAUAACGAAAACACCGAUUUUAAGGAUACUCGUCGUAAAUGUGAAAUAGCCAGUAACGUUAACAUAAUGAAUUCGAUUUUCAAAAGCUCCCAUUGGUCCAAUCGAGACGACAUCGAUUCGAAUAAAAGUGUGCCCCCGACAACUACGUCCAAUACUAAUUACAAUGCAUUCCUAACAAUACCAUUUCUAACGGUUUUCUGGUUGUCAAUCAGUGGUUUCGCAACUUCUUUACUUAACAUUCAAUCGUUUGCUGUGAAAAUGCUCCGUAUACAGGAAUCGCUGGUAUUGUGUGGCUUGAGCAGCAAUUGUAAUAACAAUCAGCAAAAUGUGAGACCUUCUGAGAGUACACCAGCGGUGCCGUCAAUAAUUUGGCAAAGGCUGCCACUACGCAAAUCGCUGCCUCCAGCGCAACCUUUAUCUUCGGCUGCGCCCAGUACAUCGCUGGUUGCCUGCUUGAGCACAAGGCCAGUCUCGCAGAUAAUUUUCGCCAUGAAUCCACGUUUACCUUUUACAAUUUCAUAUGUGAUGUAUGCUGCCUUCAUUCUCUUUCUCUUGCCGACUGUUCACAGCGAUGAUGGCGACAAUUUCUUCUCGGUGAAUACAUUUAGUAUGAGCCCGGAAACUACUACGCCUGAAUUUGACUAUGCCAGCCGAGGACAAAAAAAGUUUGGUGACAAAUGCGAGGGUACAUUGGAGUGUGGAUUCCCCGGUUCGAUUUGCGAUGCAAAAAAGAAGUCCUGCCAAUGCACCGAGGAUUUACCAGUGACAAAUCACAUCGACAAAUGCGGAAAAGAGGCUGCUGUGAAUGAGACCUGUUUCUUCAAUGAACAAUGCGAGGUGAGACAUUAUCAGACCGAAUGUCGUGAUGGCCGAUGUGCUUGCCGUUAUGAAAUGACACCCUUUUGGGGUAAAGAUGGUACAGUAGAGUGCAAAGGGCGUGGCGAUAAACGUGGACCGGAAACUUACAUCGAUCCAGCAAUGAUUGGCGUACUGGUAGGAAUGGCAUUGAUGUUUAUUAUAAUUUGUGUCGUCCUUCGAUUAUUUAGCCAGGCACGUUGGCGUGAAAACCGGACUAUUUUCAACACACCAAAUCCACGUCUCAUGAAUGUAUCGCUUUUGCGUGAUAGCAAACUCUUGCACGGCCAGGAGCGACGCGGCUCGCGAAUGUCGGUGCGAGCACCGUCGCGCCAGCCGAGCAUGGCUUCGCUACGUCCGCAUUCGCCGAAUCCGUCGUUAGGUAAGACAGGGUCACAUUCGGGCAGCGCGAGCGCGAGCAACGCGUCGGCCACGUCUAUACGUUCGACGCGUAGUAAUUCGGUGGCACCAGGUCAUGUAGCUAAUAGCAGUCAAUUGGAAAGGAAGGGCUCACAACAUCACAAUCAACAUCAACAACAACAACAACAACACCAACUCCAACAACAGCAAAUGCCGCUUAUCACCAAUAUCACUGCUAAUCCAGCAGCUGAAAGUGUCGCGGUCGAGAUUAUAGUGCCGGAAAAAUGAAUAAUUGCAAACACAAAAAUGUAUGAAUGCGAAAACGAACUAAAAAAAAUAUACUCAUACAUGUGUAGGUACCUACAUACGUAGGUAUGUACGAAAAAGUAAAAGAAGACAAAUCAAAUUAUGUAAGUCGAAGCUGCAAGAACAUUUAAUGUAAAAAAGAAAUGAGAAUAAUGUAAAAAUGAAAAAAAAAAUAAAUAAAUAAAAGUCAUAUACAAAUGACUAUGCACAACAAGAAGCUAAAGAAAAAUAGUUGAAAAAAAUCUCAUAAAAAAAAUAAAAGAGAAAAAUUUAAUAUGCAUUAAUUAUAAUUAUUAAUUAUACUAUAUUUUAGCAGCAAAUAACGUCAUACUUCAAAUAAAUUAACGCAAUAACACACAAAACAAUGCUUGGUUAGAAACGAAAAAAAACUUGCAUAACAAAUUCAUCUUUUUAUUUCUUCUUCUUCAAAAAAAAACGCAAAUUAUUAGUACAGCUUUAAUCACAAAAGAAUAAGUCUAGUAAUAGUGAACUAUUUAGCAAAUAUUUGUAUGGUAAUAUGUAAGAAUCGUAUAUAAACAUAUGUACGCACAUAUGUAUAUGCACUGGUAGUAGUAAAAAAGCACCGUAAAGAAAGAAAAAAAAACAAUUAAAACUGCAAUUUAAAAAAAUUACAUAAAAAACAAAAAUAAAACGAAAGCAAUUUUAGUGCGCAGUCAACUUAAAUAAAACGAAGUGUUUAGCUUUAAUGUCGAACAGCAAAAACAAACACAAGCAAAUACUACAUUUAUGGCAAAAAGAAAAAAAUGAUAUAUUAAAUCUACUAGAAAUUUCUACGAAUAAACAAAAAUUCGUACAAUCGCGUUAAAAAUUAUGAAUCUUUCGCUGACAGUCAUCUUCCUAUCCUAGUGAUAUUACAAUGUAAGCAAACACAACAACACACGCGCACUCUUGCAGAGCUAUCGUUCACGCCAAAUUUUCUAUAAAUUAAACAAUUUAAAACUAUACAAAUUUUAAAACAUAUACUAAUGCAUGUAUGUACCUUAACAGCCGACGCGAAAUACAACACAAAAAUAAAGGCGGUAGUAAUUGAACAAAAAAGUAAAUAAAUAAAUCAAUAAAUAAAAAACAAAAUACAAUGCAUAGUGAUCGAUAGAUUAUCAAAUAGACGUAACAAUAUUAACAAAAACAAAAAAAAACUCUUAGUACACCCUCAAAUUAAACAGCAUAGACAAACAGUUUCAAAUUAAAAAUGUACUCGUAGCAAAAAAUAGUCAACUCUUCGGAACAAUAUUUUACAAAACAAAGAUAAAAUACCAAAAAAAAGAAAAGAGAACAAAAACAAUUUACAAAUAUGCUAUUUUUACUUACACGUCUUUUCCGCAAACUGGUUUGAUUUAAGAUUAUAUAAAAUGUUACACAUAUACUUAUAUAUGUAUAUAAAAAAAAAAAUAAAAAAUUAAAACAAAAAAAACGAAAAAAAACUAUGCAAGCGCCGAUUGUGCACUUUCCAAAACUUUAUUAAUAAAUAAUCGCGUAAAACAUACACACUUUUUCAACAUUUAGGGACUACGUAUAAGAAAAUAUUCAAAAUUCCGCUGAACUCCUUGGAUCUAUGAUUUCAAAUGGCAUGUUUUUUUUUUUGUUUUUGUUAAUUCAAUAAUUCAAAUUAAAUUCAAUAAUUCAAAUUAAAUUCAAUAAUUCAACUAGUUUAGAAAAACAUCGACUCUUAAGAAAUAUUGUCAUAUUUUCAAGUAGCUUGUAAUAGCAUAAAAACAAGGUGUUUAGAUUGAAAGUCUGCAAAUUGCGAAUUGUGAUUGCUAGAGCUGCUUGAAGUAGAAAAUAAUCAACGCGUUAUUUUUAUAGCGCUGCGAAAUUAUAAAGCGAGCCACUAGAAGCGUUUACUUGUUAGCAGAAAAACGUUUCACAAUCAUUCAAACACAAAUUAAUUUAUUUGAAUAGCCCAAAAAAUUUUCAUUAUUUUAAUAUUGCCGCCAUUUGUAUUUACUGCAAAUUAUUAUAGAAAUAUUCAUCGAUUAAAUAUACUUUUGGAGGCAUUCUUGUGAAAAUUCUAAAAUAUUCUUUAACUUUCCAGUGAAAAAUUGGGGAAGAUUUUUUACUUGAACGUUAAAGUGGUUUUUUCCAAUUUGAAUAAUUCCAAUUAUGUAUUCAAGCAACUUUUCUAAUUAAAUUCUUGCUCAAUUUAAUGUAAUUUAUAUAAAUAUUUAAAAUCCUAACCUCCAAAUUGCAACAUUUCAAAAACACAAAAAAAAAACGCUUACUUGCUUUUACUUCACUUAAAUUGAUAGUUUUUAUUUCAAAACAGCACAACAGCGUAACUUACAUAUACUUAUGUGAGUUUAAAUAUAUAUACAUACAAACAAACAUGUGCAUGUAGCCAUCAUGCCAGCAUGCAUAUUUACGAUGCCUUUACAUAUAAUCACUUAUCGAACUCGAAUACGUCUCUUAAAUGUUAAGAUAAGCAAUUUUUCUUUUCUAUAAAUAUUAUCAAUAACACAAAAAAAAAAACUAAAAAACACUGAAAUAAAAAUUGUAAAUACGCAACGAAAUCUCAAUGAAAAUUUCAUUCUCGCGAUUAGUAUGCGUAAAGCGUGAAUAAAAACAAUUCUGGUUUUGAAAUUUGGGGAAGAAUUUCAAAAUUGCUUUGUUUUUAGUAGAAACGCACAAAAUAUUACAAUGAUGUACCAGACAUUACUGAAUGAAAUGAAAAAAAAAAAAAAAUAAAUAAAUAAAAAUAAAAAACAAACAAAAAAAAAAUUAUUAUAUAAAAAACUAUAAGAACACUAAUAUAUGCGAUUGCCUAGACGUUUUUAAAGUUGUUCAAAAAUCGAUAGCUUUUAACGCAAAUAUCGAACGAAAAGUUUGUUCUGUUAUAAAAUAAAACCUGAUCUCUUUAUUUAAGCAGACAAAACUUAUACACCUAGAAAAAAGAGUUUACAGAAAAGUGAUAAAAAAAAGUAACAACACAUACAUACAUUACCUAUACACAUAUAUAUUAUAUAUUAAUUUCGUACACUUAACAGACACUAUUCGUGACAAAAUGCUUUAUUUACUUUAAGCAUGUACCUAACGGUGUACAUACAUAUGUACGCUAAUGUACGAUGUACAUUACUAAUUACUACAUACAAACAUAUAUUCAUACAUAGUAAUUAACUAUAUACAUGUUUGACAUUAUUGUAAGCACACUCUACACUUUGUAUAACAAAAAAAAAAAAACAAAAAACAAAAAAUAAAAAAAAACCAAAAACCUAAAGGAAAAAGAAAAAAUUUAAAUCUAUCCAUUUUUAAUCUUUAUACGAAAGCGUCUAGAAACUAAUGAUUGAUACAAAAAAGUUUUCCAAUAUUAACAAUGCAAAAAGAACAAAUCAGUAGCUAACAUUAGUAUCGUUUACAAAGAAUUUAUUUAUAAUCCUUACACCAGCAUACAUACAAAUUUAUGUACGCAACAUAUAUAAGUUCCCUCCACUCUUGUGGCGCCUUGCAGAAAGUGAACGAACAUAUUUUCAUAAGUACUUACACACACACACACCCACAUAUAUAUAUGUACAUACAUGUGUACAUGUACAUAUGUUCACACACAAAGUGCUACACGCAUACAUAAUCAAAUUAUAGAUAGCAUAAAUAUCAUACAUCGCAUACUUAACGCUUAAUACAAGCAUACAUACAUUAAAGUAUGUUAACACGCGUAUGGUACAAUGCAAAUGUAUGUGUGUACAUUUACUUACUUGAAUUAAAAACAAAAUGCAGCUAUGCAAAAAUAUUAAUACUUAUUUAUGACAACCGAUACCGCAUCACAAUCUCUAAGAAUGUAUUACAAUCAAUUUAAUUUUAAAAUACUUAAACACUUUAUUGUUGUUCUGUUGAACAUAAACGUACACGAAAACAAAAAAUAUAAACUUACAUGCUUAUAAAUGUAUUUCUAGUACAUACUAUAUCACAUAACUACAAACAUACACACAUUAUAAAUAAUUAUGUAAUGCAUAUAAAAAAAAAUAUAACACAUUGAAAUAAUUUCUACAACUCCACAAUUUCUCUGAUUUUCAUUUGUUUAUGAACUCAAGCAAAGUUGGAAAAUAAAUCGUCUAAGCACGAGAAAGCAAAAACUGCAAUAAUUUGUGUUUUUUUUAAUUAGUUUCUCAAAUACAUUUACAUUUAUUGAAUUAAUUCUUCAUUUAAAAUUCCCAUAUACAGACACUUCGUAUGCUCUACAGCCCCACUACAUACCUACAUACAUACUCUCAUUAUGAGCAAUUUCGCUUGUGAUACAUAUUUGUAUUUGUAUUUGCGUGAGAACAACAAAUAGGAAAUCGGUCACUUUCUGAAAAAGCAUAUAAUAGCAUCAACAGAAGAAAAAAAGCAAGAAAAACACAAAAUAAAUAGUUGGAACCUUAAACACUUUAUAUUUAAGCAAUUUUAUUAAAAUAUAUUGCCAUUACUGAGGAAAAGAA
This is a messenger RNA of Anastrepha obliqua, 6802 nucleotides long. RefSeq lists its product as uncharacterized. The transcript has 7 exons. NCBI's taxonomy places the organism in Eukaryota, Metazoa, Arthropoda, Insecta, Diptera, Tephritidae. The record is from RefSeq and is a predicted model, not a curated record. The coding region runs from base 336 to 2357 and encodes 673 amino acids.